CUUUCUUCUUCGGCGGUACUCAGAGACUAACGCGGGGGGUAGGGAAUGCAUCGGGCGUUUUUGUAAAAGCGAAAGAUAAAAGAUUCUCUUCCUGCGCGGCGUUUUGUGCAGAAGAGACGACACCUUUUGUCCGUGGACGAAGCUGCCUGGAUCUUUGGGCUGGCUAUAUGUUUUUAUUUUUCUUUGUGUCGGAGAUAAGGCGGAACAAAGAGAACUUGAACAGGGGAUGAACGGAGCAGAGACGAGCUUGCCACAGCCUGCGAAACGAGGCCUGAUGCGUUUAUGAAAACAGUAUAAUCCGGUUCAGGAAUCUUUUAUAAAACAAUAGAAAGGCUUUUAAAAACAUCCAACAUGUUUCCUCAAAAUCGACCCCCGGCACCUCUCCAGCCACCCCCUGGGUCCUCAGCGUCUGCAGUGGCAGUAGCAGCAGCAGCAGCAUCAGGACCCCCCCAGUCUCUGAAACUCACCUACCCCGAGACCCUGGACCGCAUCAAGGAGGAGUUCCAGUUCUUACAGUCUCAGUACCACAGUUUGAAGCUGGAGUGUGAGAAGCUGGUGACAGAGAAGACUGAGAUUCAGAGACACUAUGUGAUGUACUACGAAAUGUCUUAUGGCCUUAACAUUGAAAUGCACAAGCAGACGGAAAUCGCCAAGAGGCUCAAUGUGAUCUGUGCUCAGCUUCUUCCCUUCCUGUCACAGGAGCACCAGCAGCAGGUGGUCCAGGCAAUGGAACGCGCCAAGCAGGUGACUAUGGGGGACUUGAAUGCCACGAUAGGGGUACGUGGACUCCCCCCUCUGCCUGCGACACAGCUGUCCCAACAGGCCAUGUCAGGCCUGCCCCUGGCCCCACACCCCUCUAGCCUGCAGCACCCUGGCCUGGCCCUGGGUGCGAGCUCCGGACUGCUGGCCCUCUCAGGGGCCCUGGGGGCCCAGCUGGCUGCCAAGGACGAGAGAGCACACCUGGAAGCUGUCGCUGCCGCUAAUGCUGAGCACCACAGAGGUAACGGCAGGGCUGGCAGGCUGCCAGGCCCGCCUGGGAUGGAUGAAGACCGCGAGGCAGGACCAAGCUCUCUGUCUAAUGGAGAUAAGAGUCGAUCCUCAGACUACCUCAGUAACGGAAAGAAGAGGAAGGCAGAGGAGAAGGAGUUCAUGACGGACUAUGGCAGUGAUGCUGAGAAGAGUGAUGAUAACUUGGUUGUAGAUGAGGAACCCUCAUCCCCACACAGUGCUCAGUCUUACUCCUCUCGGGAGAAUGGCCUGGACAAACUUCCAGCCUCCCGCAAAGAGGCCCCGCCCCAAACCAGCCCCACCUCCUUGGCUUCCUCCAGUGGCACGACCUCCCCCUCUCGCAGCAAGGAGCUGCCACCGAGGGACAAGUCCAGCACCCCUGUGCUGAAGCCCGGUACCCCCAGACCCCCAGAAUCUUCCACCCCAGGCCCUAGUGUACCCCUGCAGUUCCGUCCUGUCCCUGGGAAGCCCGGCAUGGACCCCCUGGCUUUGGGCCUGAGGAACCCCCUGACGGUGCAGGGUGCCUACCCCGCUGGCGCGUUCGGACUGCCCCUCGCUGGGGUGAACGGGGAGCUGGGUGGGGCAGCAGGGUAUGGGGCAGGGCUGCACCCCCUCGUUUCCUCACAGAUGAACGGGGCUGCCGCGGCCAGCUACGGGCGCACACACGUGGUCGGUUACGAGUCUCCCCACCCGCACAUGAGGAUCCCAGGACUAGCCCCCAGCAUGCAGCCGGCCUCAGGAAAACCAGCCUACUCCUUUCACGUCAGCGCAGACGGGCAGAUGCAGCCGGUGCCCUUCCCUCCGGACGCUCUCCUGGGCCCGGGCAUCCCGCGCCACGCCCGGCAGAUCCACACCCUGACCCACGGGGAGGUGGUGUGUGCCGUCACCAUCAGCGCCUCUACACGCCACGUCUACACCGGCGGCAAAGGCUGCGUCAAGGUGUGGGACAUCAGCCAGCCUGGCAGCAAGAGUCCCAUGGCCCAGCUGGACUGCCUGAACAGAGACAACUACAUCCGCUCCUGUAAGCUCCUCCCAGACGGGCGGACUCUGAUAGUCGGUGGGGAGGCCAGCACCCUUUCGAUCUGGGACCUGGCCACACCCACUCCUCGCAUUAAGGCGGAGCUGACCUCCUCCGCCCCGGCCUGCUACGCCCUCGCCAUCAGCCCCGACAACAAAGUGUGCUUCUCCUGCUGCAGCGACGGAAACAUCGUGGUCUGGGACCUGCAGAACCAGACGCUGGUCAGGCAGUUCCAGGGCCACACGGACGGGGCCAGCUGCAUUGAUAUCUCCAGCGACGGGACCAAACUGUGGACAGGUGGGCUGGACAACACAGUUCGCUGCUGGGAUCUGAGGGAGGGGCGGCAGCUGCAGCAGCACGACUUCACCUCUCAGAUCUUCUCUCUGGGCUACUGUCCCACAGGGGAGUGGCUGGCAGUGGGGAUGGAGAGCAGUAAUGUGGAAGUGCUGCAUGUCUCCAAACCUGAUAAGUACCAGCUGCACCUCCAUGAGAGCUGUGUGCUCUCUCUCAAGUUUGCCUACUGUGGUAAAUGGUUUGUAAGCACUGGGAAGGACAACCUCCUGAAUGCGUGGCGGACUCCGUAUGGAUCCAGUAUAUUCCAGUCGAAAGAGUCGUCGUCGGUGCUCAGCUGUGAUAUCUCGCCAGACGACCAGUUCAUCGUCACAGGCUCAGGCGACAAAAAGGCCACUGUUUAUGAGGUAAUCUACUGAGGCACGGUCACUGAUGGAAUGACAUCAAAGCAUGGUUGUCACAGCGCACCAAAGACUGGAGAGGGAGCGUUAGCCAGAGAGCGCUACAGAAAGAUGUGCUGUUUUUUUGGUUCUUUUUUUUUAAACUGUGAACUGUAUGGCGAAGAUGACAUCAGAUGGCGGGAAGUUUGGACCUUUUUUUGCAGCUUGGAUCACCAUGGCUACAAACACAUGGGAUUUUUCCAAAGACUGGGAACCUUUUUUUUAGGAAAAGAAAUCAAACCUCUGAUGGAAAUGAACCAAGCAAAGAGGCUUCAUUUGAUUGUGGGAGCGGGAGUGGGAGUGUGGGUGGGCUGGCUGUCUAUGACGUGUGUGCGUGUAUGUGUGUAUGUGCGUGUGCGUGCACGCGUGUGUGUGCGUAUGACUCAUGUUCUAGGCCACACACUUCAGCAGUGAGCUACUGUGAGCAGGGUUCAAAUAUCUAGUUGUUUUUUAUCUGUAGUCAGGUUGUACAGCUGUGUGAUUGCUGAUGGUGUACAGUGCAUAUAACAUGCUGGUUGGAAGCAUUCAGAUGCAGACGGUCAGUUUCAGGGAAGCAUUUCUGCCCACAGCUUUAGAUUUUUAUUAGUCUCAAACAGGGCACAUAUGUAGGCAGACAUUGUCACAACUGUAAAUUAACUGCCUCAGUAUAAACAAUAACCUUAAUAUUGUUUUAUAUGUUUUUUCUGUAUAAAUAAAGAACCCUCAGAAGUCCUUUGGCAGACAAACUUGGUUUUAGAGUCCUACAGUUUUCUUUCUUUUACGGCAUGUUCCAUAUACUGGAGAAAUGCAGGGUGGUAGCAAAUUUAGCCAAUUUCAUAUCCACUAGACUGCAGAGACAGUGGAGCCAUAAAUCUUGGUGCAGCCGAGAACUUUUGUCUUGAGGCAGCUUAUCAUUUCAAGUUUGUUGUUUGUCACCCAAAAUCACUGUGUCCUGAUAACAUGAAAGACUAUAUUUUUGUAAUUUUUUUUUCCUCCCAAGUUUGUGCUUGCACUAUGGAAGUGAUGUCAUCCAGCAUGAGCUCCAAACUGGACUCAAUCAGCCAGGUUUUACCCCAAUGUGAAAUACCUUUCACAAAAACCUCCUCAAAGCUGUUUGGUGAUCCCUGGCUCUUGAGGUUUUGAAGGGCUCAGCUGGCUUUAAAGGCAGAUUUCUCCAGGCUUCCGGUCAGUUGUGUCCUAUUCUGACUGAUCUGGAUAUGAGGUGGGUGUCCUCAUGUAUCUUUCUGCACACUGUACUCACCCCCACCCCUGUGCACAAACAAUC
This is a messenger RNA of Megalops cyprinoides (Indo-Pacific tarpon), 4021 nucleotides long. RefSeq names its product transducin-like enhancer protein 1. Bases 352 to 2736 code for a protein of 794 amino acids. NCBI's taxonomy places the organism in Eukaryota, Metazoa, Chordata, Actinopteri, Elopiformes, Megalopidae. Gene Ontology annotation, cellular component: nucleus; transcription regulator complex. Gene Ontology annotation, biological process: negative regulation of canonical Wnt signaling pathway; regulation of DNA-templated transcription. Gene Ontology annotation, molecular function: transcription corepressor activity; protein binding. The transcript has 20 exons. The record is from RefSeq and is a predicted model, not a curated record.